AUUAGUUCACAGUCUCUAUGCACCACACUCUGCACCAAAAACAGAACCACUAUGGCUUCCAACAAGAGUAGUAGUAGUACUCAUCAAGCAUUAACAUUGCUCCUGUUCUUCCUCCUCACCCUCUCCUCUGCGCAUGCCAAAGGUGGCAUAGCCAUCUACUGGGGCCAGAACAAUGGCGACGGUACCUUAACCUCCACAUGUGACACCGGAAACUACGAGAUUGUGCUCCUCGCCUUUCUCUACACUUUCGGUUGUGGCAGAACUCCAGAUUGGAACUUUGCUGGCCACUGUGGGCCAUGGUCCCCUUGUGACAAACUACAACCAGAAAUCGAACAUUGCCAAAGAAACGGUGUGAAGGUGUUCCUCUCCCUUGGAGGAGCCGUUGGGCCCUACUCCUUAUGCUCGCCGGAAGAUGCCAAGAGCGUCUCCGACUACCUUUACAACAACUUCCUGAAUGGCCAAAGGGGUCCAUUAGGGAGUGUGUACCUUGAUGGCAUUGAUUUCGACAUUGAAGGUGGUUCAAACCUUUAUUGGGAUGAUUUGGCUAGAGAACUCGAUACACGCAGAAAGCAAGACAGGUACUUUUACUUGUCGGCAGCACCACAAUGUUUCUUCACAGAUUACUACCUUGAUACCGCCAUUAGAACUUGGCUUUUCGAUUACCUCUUCAUCCAAUUCUACAACAACCCUCCAUGCCAAUAUAGUAACGGCGACGCAUCU
Molecule: messenger RNA, 720 nt
Organism: Arachis ipaensis
Lineage: Eukaryota; Viridiplantae; Streptophyta; Magnoliopsida; Fabales; Fabaceae
Product: hevamine-A
Biological process (GO): carbohydrate metabolic process
Cellular component (GO): extracellular region
Molecular function (GO): chitinase activity
Source: RefSeq, a predicted model, not a curated record